Molecule: messenger RNA, 1328 nt
Organism: Monodelphis domestica (gray short-tailed opossum)
Lineage: Eukaryota; Metazoa; Chordata; Mammalia; Didelphimorphia; Didelphidae
Source: RefSeq, a predicted model, not a curated record
CCUUUUCUGUGUGCUCUUGCUUCGGACAAGCCAGUGGCCUCCAGAACACCCCUCCUCAGCGCCGGCCUUGCCAGGUCCUUCAGGCUGCCUCCUCCUCCUCCAUUCUGUGCCAUGAGCCUCACACUUCCACCAAUAGGAUCCCAAGGCAAAGCCCAGGCCGCAGAGUCAUUGGCUGAGAAUUCUGAGCUCACAAUCACUCCCUCCUUGGUAAUGAACUGCUGAGGGCAGGGGGCUAGAAAUUCCAGAGGACACCAAGGAGGGGUUUCUUCCCCAGAAGAAGAUUUCUGCCAAGGAAGCGAUGUGGUAGGAAGAGAAGGGAGGUCUUGUGGUAGGUCAGGAAAGCAAGUCCCCCCCCACCCCCUCACCUCCGUCCUUCACAAGGUGUGUGGAAGUUCCUCAGGCGGCCCCGGCUGUGGUGUGGCAGUGGAUGACUUGAUGUUGUUCCGGAGGCCGGUGAGAAAGCAUGGUGAAUUAUUAUAAAGUUCUAGGAGUGCCUCGGAAUGCCUCGCCAGCGGACAUUAAGAAGGCUUACCACCAGCUGGCCUUGCAGGUUCAUCCUGACAAGAACCCAGAGAAUAGGGAAGCGGCAGAGAAGAAAUUCAAGCAAGUGGCUGAGGCCUACGAGGUCUUGUCCGACGCCAGGAAACGAGACGACUAUGACACUUCCAGAGGGAGCUAUAUCAGGAGAGAAGAGAAGGGCGACAACAGCCGAGAGACGAGCCAGCUGGAAGAUCUGACGUUCCACAUGCCCCGCAGCGCCUUCCAGGACAUUUUUGACGACGAUGACCUCUUUUCGAGGGAUUUUUUGUCGACGGGCCACAUGAGCUGCCCCGGGAGCCGGCGUAGGCCCCGACCCAGGGGGAGGUAUCACACUUCUCUUUUUGAUGUGGCCCCCGUCCUGGGCACAGGGUUCUCCACCUUUGUCUCCCUGGGUUCAGGAAGAAGCACGGGCUCGACUUGGUCCUUCGUGCCAUUUGUGAGCAGCAGCAUGGGAAAUUUCAGACUCGUCACCACCUGCAGUCAGAUAGUAAAUGGCAGAAGAAUCGUUACAAAGAAAAUAUUUGAGAAUGGGAGAGAGAGGAUCGAAGUGGAAGAAGAGAGGAUGAUCCAGUAGGUUCUUCGGCCACAACUGGAAAUUGAUGGAAAAUCCCUGCUGCUGAUGACAAGGAAUGAUGUGUUGACAGGACUUUCAUUAAAAUUGGGUCCUGCUCUGAAAAUCUACGAAUAUCAUGUAAAACCUCUGCAGACACGGCAUUUAAAGAACAACUCCUCGUAGUACAGUCAAAUUGGGGCCUUGGACCUCAAAUAAUAAAUGAUUAAGUAAUUUA